Triticum dicoccoides is the source of this 1267-nucleotide messenger RNA. RefSeq lists its product as uncharacterized. NCBI's taxonomy places the organism in Eukaryota, Viridiplantae, Streptophyta, Magnoliopsida, Poales, Poaceae. The record is from RefSeq and is a predicted model, not a curated record. The transcript is spliced from 3 exons. The coding region runs from base 70 to 996 and encodes 308 amino acids.
ACAGCCACACACACCACGCUCCCGGCUUUGAGAGAUCGAUCGAAGCGACCAAAAAGCUAGCCCGCUUGCAUGGAAGGCUUGAAACCCAUCGUCUUGGUUAACUCCCUCAAAACCGUCGAAAAGGCGGUGAUCCUCUGGCACAGUAACCGGAGCGGCCUUCGCCUCGUCCUCGUCGGAUUGUUUCUGCUCAACCUGGCGCUGACGGCGGCGAUGGUGAAGCUGGCCAGACAGCCCGUCAACCUGGAUUCUGUGCGGCCCUUCUUCGAAAUAGCCGUCAACUCGACCACCACGGGGGUGGGAGCCGGGGUGGACGCCUCGCUCUCCUGGCAACCCAGAUCCUUUGCACACGUAGGCCUAGGGGAAUUCUUCACCGUGUUAUCAAUGAGUGCGGCCAUCAUUUCCUUCUCCUACACACGUAACCGUAAUCUUCCAGAUAACGGGUCACGGAGGAAAUUCAAGAGACUGUGCAGUCUCUUAUUUGCCGGUAUUGGCAUGUUCUUCUACAUAUCAGCAGUUGUGGACUAUCUUGACCUGGACGAUCGCAAGUCCCGCUAUUUCCAAGAACUCUUCGAAUUCUUAUACAUGCUCACCAUUGUUGUUGCUUCAAAAGAAUACACAUCUGGGUUGCUCUCUGCAGCCAACAAGGCAUGUUUGCUCGCCGGGGGAAAGUUCUUGGAGAUAAUUGUGUUGGGUACAAUGACUUUGGUCGUCCAGGACAGUCUGGAUGAUAUCUACGUGGAUGGAAUGCAUUUAUUAUAUCGAAAGGAGCAAGAGGAGACAUCUGACUUAAGGAAGGGCACGGUCGCUAAAAUCUUCUUGAUCUCCAUCGCCCCAGCCUUGCUCACUCUCGUGCUGCAGGUAUUCCAAUGCUCGGUGAUCUUGGCGUUUUACGGUGAUGGCAGACUCCCAGAGGAACAGCAGGGCGAUGGCAACGAUUCCUCGGACGAUGGCGGGAGUGACGGCAGCUCGAGUGACGGAGGCAAAAAGACCAACUAAGCCGCGCGCGCGUGUGUGGCAGUCGUGACGGUUGUGGCGAAGGAAUGGCAUGGCCGAAAGGCCAUUCUCCAGUUGUUUUGCUGAACCCACUGCUGCCACGCUAAUACAGCUGCUAGCAGCGGCUGUAGUGUAUCGACUAGAUGAAGAACGAAUACUCUUCUUCAACUUGUUAUUUCGGCAACAUAUGACUGUUGGUGUAUACCCUUUCCUAUAGUUUGAAUUUCUAAACGAGUUGACUGAAGCAUGAAUUCAGCAACUUAGUUUGUUGUUA